AAUGUUCUAAGCAGAAAAAGGUGCUAAUGCAAUUCCUGGAUACACAGGGUAAUAUUGUUUUAAUUAAUUAUAUUUAGAUUCAUUCCAAGUUAAGAUUAUGAUUAAGAUUUAUUACAAAUUCAAGGUAACAGAAAUCACAUUCCAAGUAUAUUAUUGAUAAUAAAUUAUUUAGAUUAUGCAGGAUUUGUUCCAGGAAUAAAGUCAGAAAAUCUAUUUGGAAAGACUUUCGGUAAAAUUACAUUACUUUCUACAACUCAUGAACAUCAUAGAGGGUAUUAAUCUUAAUUAUUAAUUUAAGAUCUGAUUUACCUGCAGACAUUAGAUACAAAAGUGAAGUGAAAGAGGCUUAUUGUGAUCAAAGAGAUUAACGUGGAAGAGAUAUUAAUCUUUAUGGCAAAUUAGACCCAGAAACAUCAGUAACUGUUAUAUAUAGUAUUUUUUUAGAAAGCACUUGCAUAUACACUAUCAAAUUUGACACACUUUGAAUAAACUAAUACUCUUCCAAAAAGAAGUAUAUAUCUCUUGUAAUAAAUAAAGGUGAUUCCAAAGAUAGAUAGAGUAAUUUAACUUAUGAAGAAGCUUUGCAAAAAUUAAAAUGA
Molecule: messenger RNA, 599 nt
Organism: Paramecium pentaurelia
Lineage: Eukaryota; Ciliophora; Oligohymenophorea; Peniculida; Parameciidae
Source: the annotation of a GenBank genome assembly